AUGUCGAAUCUGGAGCAAAAAUACGCACUUCUUGAAGACGAUACAGGAAGCGAACAUGAAUCUCAGAACUUUGAUCAUUCAUCGCCCAAGACAACACGGAAAUCAAGGAGCACAAUAUUAUUAGCUGGAUGGACGCUUUUUGGGCUCGAACGGACUGAAUUUACUGGUCUCAAGCGUGAUAUAACUGUUCCUUGGCCAGUCUGCAGUCCUUUCGAUAACCGAAGCGACCCUGACGCUACCGACAAAGAAUGGGAAAAAAUUGGCAAAAUACGUCUUGGUGUAAUUGCCCUUCCUGAUUCUUAUGUUGAAGAGAAGGGUCUUCGUAAAGCUCAAAGAUUUCCAUGGGAUAAUUCAAAAGGUGUCGAUCUUAUAAGUGCAUACCGUAAUCUGCAUUGCCUGAUAAGUGGACUCAUUGCAAUUUUAUGA
Molecule: messenger RNA, 426 nt
Organism: Botrytis deweyae
Lineage: Eukaryota; Fungi; Ascomycota; Leotiomycetes; Helotiales; Sclerotiniaceae
Exons: 3
Coding region: 1-426 (141 amino acids)
Source: RefSeq, a predicted model, not a curated record